Messenger RNA from Hibiscus syriacus, 306 nucleotides. RefSeq names its product EPIDERMAL PATTERNING FACTOR-like protein 9. Gene Ontology annotation, biological process: positive regulation of stomatal complex development. The transcript has 3 exons. The coding region runs from base 1 to 306 and encodes 101 amino acids. The record is from RefSeq and is a predicted model, not a curated record. Lineage: Eukaryota; Viridiplantae; Streptophyta; Magnoliopsida; Malvales; Malvaceae.
AUGUCCAACAUUAAACAAAUCCAUUCACUUCUGCUACUCUUCACUCUACUCCUUGCUGCACACGUAAUACAAGGAUCUAGAACUCAAGUAUUGUUUCCUUUCCAACAGGGGGCCUCUCAUUUGCAGGCCAGCAGCAGUGAAGCAGAAACGAAGAGGAGAAUGAUGAUUGGAUCCACAUGGCCUACAUGCACUUAUAAUGAAUGUAGAGGAUGCAAACACAGAUGUACAGCUGAGCAAGUUCCAGUUGAAGGGAACGACCCGAUGAAUAGUGCGUAUCACUACAAAUGCGUUUGCCAUAGCUCAUAA